AUGUGGGGGUCAAUAUUGCGGCGCGUGAUUUCGCACUCCCACCAGCAAUCUCGAAGACUCUCCGGAGGGCCGUGGUUGAUGCUUCCACCGGCGCGGUCAGGGAAUACGGCGGCGUACAAUUUAUACUCUCCCGUGAAGGGACAAGUAGUGAGCUUCAACAUCAACGGCAAUGAUGAGACAGUAGAGGUUAUGCAGGACCCCGCAACUAGGCUGGUGGGUUCGUCGCACGGCUGGCUAGCUCUGUUCAACCCCCGCCGCAGGGUCUUUUUCCUGUCGAAUCCCCUCUCCGGUUGCCGUAUAGAUCUUCCGCACCCGCCCACCGACUUUAUCGUUCCUCCUCUCAAGGUGAUCGUCUCGUCGUCCUCUCCCGACGACGACGACUGCCGUGCCUUGAUGAUGUUUGACUCUGAUGCAUAUUCCUAUGUUUGCCGUCCCGGCCGCAGCGCAUGGACUCUCUUCGGCAAAUUUGCUUACGAAGAUUUCGUCUACUCCGCCGCACGGAAACGAUUUCUGUGCGUGCUGCAAGAUCAAUUUAUGCACGAUUCCGACGACGAGGAGUUGGAGCCGUGGGACUUGGAGUGCUGGAAUGUUGUACAAGAGCCAGAACCAACGAUCGAUUGGAAGGUUGAGACGUUGGAUUCUGAUUUUCUUCAUAAGCAAAUGAGAGAGGUUAGUUUCCGCUUCAAGCGGUACAUGAGAUACCUGGUAGCCGACGCCUACGUCGUCACGCGCUAUUUCAACUGGUACAAAAAAUAUGAGAAAACGGUUGGAUUUGAUGUGCAUAGAAUCGGCAAGGGCGUAGCGUCGCGUUACAUGGAGGGCAGCUUGGAUGGGCUGGUGAUGUUUGUCGGAGUCAACGAGUCGUUUGCGGUGGCGGCGUCGGAGUUCCCGGAGUUGCAGCCGGAUUCCAUUUACUACACACACAACAGCUUCUACGACGAUGGUGAUGUGUAUGGCGGUCACGAUCUUGGCAUUUUUGAUUAUCGUAACAAGACUUGGUCUCCUUGCUAUUAUCCCUGCGACCCUUCAAGUUUCAAAAAGAUUCAUCCACCACCUAUAUGGUAUACUCCCAACGCACCACUAUAUAAUUAAUUUUCCUCAAUUUUUCUUUAUCUGUGUAUCGCGCGAUUCUAGUACUAUGAUGUUUUCUAGCUAGUAUUUUAAUUUUUUAUCUUCAGUUCGCGGAUUCAUUAUUUUCUCAUGUUUAACUUAUUGCACUCUC
Messenger RNA from Salvia miltiorrhiza (redroot sage), 1222 nucleotides. RefSeq lists its product as uncharacterized. The coding region runs from base 1 to 1092 and encodes 363 amino acids. The transcript has a single exon. The record is from RefSeq and is a predicted model, not a curated record. Lineage: Eukaryota; Viridiplantae; Streptophyta; Magnoliopsida; Lamiales; Lamiaceae.